Messenger RNA from Lymnaea stagnalis (great pond snail), 2357 nucleotides. The record is from the annotation of a GenBank genome assembly. Lineage: Eukaryota; Metazoa; Mollusca; Gastropoda; Lymnaeidae.
AGCCCGAAGAGUCAAGGUUCAAUCAGAAGGAGGAUAUUCUGUAGGUAUAAAGUGAAUGCGUUGCGCUGUAAUCCUGAGUAGUUGGUAUCGGCGCCAUUGACUGGCAGAGACAGUUAACUAAGACGCUGUCUUAAAAGUCACAGACUGACAGAGGCAGUAUUAACUAAAUUAUAUCGUUCAAGUCACGUGAGGCGACUCGGUGGAACGUUUGCUGAUAAGGAAACAUAUUUCUGAUUUGUGUUAAGCCACGUCAAAUUGAGAAAUGGAGGACCGAAGUUUUAUUCAAAAUGGAGAGGUUCGUCCGUUUGUUUAUGAACAUUGUUUUUACAGAUCAUUUGAAAUGACCAGAUCUUUAAUUAUGACUUUUUUUACAGAUCAUUUGAAAUGACCGGAUCUUUGAUUAUGAUAGUGGUUUUACAGAUCAUUUGAAAUGACCGGAUCUUUAAUUAUGACAUUUUUUACAGAUCAUUUGAAAUGACCGGAUCUUUGAUUAUGAUAGUGGUUUUACAGAUCAUUUGAAAUGACCGGAUCUUUGAUUAUGAUAGUAGUUUUACAGAUCAUUUGAAAUGACAGGAUCUUUGAUCAUGAUAGUGGUUUUACAGAUCAUUUGAAAUGACCGGAUCUUUGAUUAUGAUAGUGGUUUUACAGAUCAUUUGAAAUGACCGGAUCUUUGAUUAUGAUAGUGGUUUUACAGAUCAUUUGAAAUGACCGGAUCUUUAAUUAUGACAUUUUUUACAGAUCAUUUGAAAUGACCGGAUCUUUGAUUAUGAUAGUGGUUUUACAGAUCAUUUGAAAUGACCGGAUCUUUGAUUAUGAUAGUGGUUUUACAGAUCAUUUGAAAUGACCGGAUCUUUGAUUAUGAACACAUUUAUUGUUUCUUUAACAUUAGGUCACCAAAGAUCUCGAGCUUCUGCUUCUCGGCAAAACCGGAAACGGAAAGAGCGCCACCGGGAACUCCCUGCUGCUGUGUAAGGCGUUCAAGGCGGGCGCAAGCGCGUCGUCUCUGACGUCAGAAGUGACCUUCGAGUACGCCCAGUACAAGGAUCGCGCCAUGAAGGUCGUCGACGCCCCGGGCGUCGGGGACACGCGGGGCACGAGCGAAGAGGCGCUUCACAUGGUCGCCGAGAAGCUGGCCGACGCCAUCACAGCAAACCCUCAAGGGUACCACGCCUUCCUGUUGGUGCUGAGGUACGGGGUCAGGUUCACCGAAGAGGACGUCAACGCCAUCACGAUGCUGAAGCGAAUUUUCGGCGCGAGUUUCGUGAAGAAAUUCUGCGUCCUGAUUCUGACGUGCGGGGACAUCUUCGAGCAAGAUUACCAAGACACCGGGACAUCGUUUCAAGAUUGGUGCAACGAACAGACGGGGUGCUUCGCGACCAUCAGGGACGAGUGCGACAACCGAGUGCUGCUGUUUAACAACUACGAGAGGGAUCCCCGCAAGAAGGAAAGACAGCUGGAUGAGCUAAUCGCUGUGGUGGACAAGAUUCUACUAAGGGGUCGACGCUACACCGACCAUUAUUUUGAAAAAGCGAGACAAUCUCGCGAAAGGUUUUUGGUCGAGUCCAAGGUUCCCAUCAUUGAGGAAAAAACUCUCAAAGAAACGAGGCUGAUAAUACAAGAGAUGAACGCAAUCUGCGCACUGCAGCCGGAAGAGCAAAUCUCUCGGUUAAAUAAUCUACUGCCUCGUGUCGUGCAGCUGGCUGAAGAGAUUUCCACCCAGGACAAAGGGACGGGAGCUCUCGAUAAGAUGAAAGAAACCGUGGACAGUUUGAGAACCACCGUGAACACUGAGAUUAAGAUAUGCGAAAGGGUCCUCAAAGAGAGGGAGCAGAUGGCUCGGGAGAGAGAGGAGCUAAGGCAGGAGAGGGAGUUGGACGCCAUGAAGCUGCAAGCGAUGGAGGAGAGAGAGAGGAGGGCGCACGAGGCUCAUGCAGACGAGAUGAGACUCACGCAGGAGAAGUUGAAGGUGGCCGAGGCCAGGUAUCAGGCAGAGAGACAACGGCUUGAAGCUCAAGCCCGGAACAGCAGUCGUGGUUCGGGGUGCUCUAUACUGUAGGGCAAUGGUGUUAUAUACUGUAAGGCAGUGGUUUUUCUAUAAUGUUGGGCAGUGGUGACCAAUCUUGUUUUCAAGGGUCACUAAAAAUGUGUAUUAUUUGACCAUUAAAUUUGACGUUUACUUCAUUCCCUAAUACAGAUGCUACUCUUUCUUGACGUAGGUAAACGUAUGCCACCAAUCCCUGACUCAGAUGCUACUCUUUCUUGACGUAGGUAAACGUAUGCCACCAAUCCCCGACUCAGAUGCUACUCUUUCUUGACGUAGGUAAACGUAUGCCACCAAUCCCUGACUCAGAUGCUAC